UGAUGUAGUUAUAGUUUUUGUCUUACAAUAUGUCUAAUGUGUAUUACAGGCAAUCCAAGGGUAACCCCUGAAGUUACAAGGGAUGUGUGUUUGCUGGCUCGAAUGAUGGCUGCUAAUUUGUACUUCUCUCAAAUAGAGGAUCUCAUGUUUGAGUUGUCUAUGUGGCGUUGCAACGACGAGCUCCGUGUUAAGGCUGAUGAGCUCCAUAGAUCCUCAAAGAGAGAUGCAAAAUAUUAUAUUGAACAUGCUCCGCCUACAACAAAGUGAUGGAGUUCACAAUGACUCUAAGAUUGAUGAUAUUGUGAUGGUGAUGUAGUUAACUUUUCUUAAAUAUGUUGAGAAUAUUUUGGCUUAUAAUGAACUUGUAAUAUAAUAUAUCAGGUUAUUACUUGAAUGAUAAUGUAAUUGUAAUAUAAUGCUAAUACUUUAUCACUUAGAUGAUGAUGAAAAUGUAAUAUAAUGAAAAUAGUUU
Molecule: messenger RNA, 472 nt
Organism: Lathyrus oleraceus (garden pea)
Lineage: Eukaryota; Viridiplantae; Streptophyta; Magnoliopsida; Fabales; Fabaceae
Product: phosphoenolpyruvate carboxylase 2
Exons: 3
Coding region: 37-267 (76 amino acids)
Biological process (GO): leaf development; carbon fixation; tricarboxylic acid cycle
Cellular component (GO): chloroplast; cytosol; apoplast
Molecular function (GO): phosphoenolpyruvate carboxylase activity
Source: RefSeq, a predicted model, not a curated record